AUGGGCAAUUUCAAAUACGCAGCAGCGGCCCUUGUCGGCUUCCUGGCAUCCGCCAACGCCGCUUCCAACGAUGAAUGGGCUAUGCGAUCGAUCUACCAGGUCAUCACCGACCGCUUCGCCAGGUCGGGUGAUUCCGACGCUGCUUGCAACAUCACAAAAUACUGCGGUGGUAGCUGGGCUGGCCUGGUGGACAAGCUUGACUACAUCCAGGGUAUGGGCUUUACGGCCGUUCAGAUCUCCCCGGUCAAUAAGAAUCUCGAGCAGGAUACCAUCGAUGGCGAGGCCUUCCACGGCUACUGGCCCCAGGAUCUGUACGCCCUGAAUGAGCAUUUUGGGUCGGCGGAUGAUCUCAAGAGCCUUGUUUCUGCGCUGCACAAGCGCGAUAUGUAUCUGCUGGUGGACGUUGUCGCGAACGAAAUGGCAUACGAUAUUGGCGACGCGAACAUGACCUCCUCAACCAAGAUCGACUACUCCGUUUUCACCCCAUUCAACACCUCCGCAGAUUACGACCCCUUCUGCACCAUCUCCGACUGGAACAACGCAACCCAGUACACCACCUGCUGGCUUGGCACCGAGGGUGUCGCGACCCCGCGCAUCAAGACCACUGAUUCCGGUAUCAAGAGCACUCUGGACUCCUGGAUCAACAACCUUGUCUCGACUUACUCUAUCGAUGGCAUCCGGCUGGAUGGUGCCAAACAGAUCGAAUUUGGCUUUUUCAAGGACUUCAUCCAGAGCGCCGGGGUGUACACUAUGGCGGAGGUGGACGACAACGACGCGAAUCUCACCUGCAGUUAUCAAAGCUACACCGGCGGACUGGAGAACUAUCCUCUGUACUACACCAUCCUAGAGGCGUUUACGGCAGGAAAUAUGCCCAGCCUAGUCUCAAUGGUGCAGACAAUGCGCACUGCUUGUUCCUCCCCUCAGUACCUGUCGGUUUUCAUUGAAAACCAGGACAACGAGCGGUUCGCCAGCAUCGACCCUGAUAUGGCUCUCGCCAAGAAUGCUCUUGCCUUCACCAUCCUCUCGGACGGCAUCCCCAAGAUGUACUACGGCCAAGAGCAGCACUUGACUGGUGCCUACUCACCAUACAACCGGCAGGAGAUCUGGAGCACCAACUACAACACCUCUACACCGCUGUACCAGCUGACAGCGACGCUGAACAAGCUGCGCAACUACGCCAUCACCCUCGACGAUAACUACGUGACCAACGCCAGCACGCUGCUCUACACAGACAACUCGACGUACGUGACUCGCAAGGGCCCCGACGGCGUGCAGAUCAUCUCCGUGCUCUCCAACCAGGGCACCGCAGGAGGUGCCUACAAGCUCAUCGUCGACGGCGUCGCAGACGCCGGCACCAGCCUCACCGAGGUGACGGGUUGCACGACCGUCACGGCGGGCACCAACGGCAGCAUCACCGUCGAUAUGGACAAGGGCCAGCCGCGUGUCUUCUUUCCGACCUUUCAGAUGAAGGGCUCCGGACUGUGCGGCUACUCGAGCGGGAAGAGUAGCGCCACGUCGACUGGCAGCGGGGGCGCCUCGUCGACCCCCUCGACGACGGGGUCGGCGGCCACGGCCUCAAGCACGAACAUGGCGCGGGGGAUGCAGGUGCCCAGCUGGAUGGGCUUGGUCGCUCUCGGGGUAGCGGUAUUGAUGUAA
Molecule: messenger RNA, 1656 nt
Organism: Penicilliopsis zonata CBS 506.65
Lineage: Eukaryota; Fungi; Ascomycota; Eurotiomycetes; Eurotiales; Aspergillaceae
Exons: 2
Coding region: 1-1656 (551 amino acids)
Biological process (GO): carbohydrate catabolic process
Molecular function (GO): calcium ion binding; alpha-amylase activity
Source: RefSeq, a predicted model, not a curated record